Molecule: messenger RNA, 429 nt
Organism: Diatraea saccharalis (sugarcane borer)
Lineage: Eukaryota; Metazoa; Arthropoda; Insecta; Lepidoptera; Crambidae
Source: the annotation of a GenBank genome assembly
AUGGCUCUUUGGAGACCUUACCUUGACGACUUGCACUUGGAUUCUUCCAAGACCGCCGAAGAAAAAAGUGCUUCUGGAGGCAACGCUUCAUUAUGCCACGAGCCUUUGGUUCCGGCUUCACCACAAAAGAAUUCAGUUUCUUAUGUUGAAGCUUCAGAGCGCAAAGUCGUAAUGACAAUGGUCGAAAAGAACACCGAGAAGCCUGUAGAAAAUGCGAGGAUGCGUCGAAUGGUUCGUUCAACAAACCCAGACGCAUCGAACGAAGUGUAUAAAAAGCAAAGGGAGAAAAACAAUCUCGCUGCAAAGCAGAGCCGGCACCGAAGGAGGAUGAAGGAAAUUGACCUCGGCCUACAAGUGACAAAUUUAAAAAAGGAAAUUGCCAUAUUGAAGGCUGCGCUGAAUGCCAGAAUUUGCAGCCAGUGUAAAUAA